CUCCCCACAGUUUAUAUUCUAUCACUUCCUUGUUGCCCUGCCCAGUAAGUAAAAUGAAACUGAAAGCUACAGACUACUAGACAUCUGCGACACAUCUAUUAGACUGUCUCUUUUAAAGAUGGAUGAAGAAGAUGGCCCACCCACAUCACUUAUUCCACCCGAACAAAGACAUUUUUCACAGGUGAUCUUCAUUGAUGUGCAAAAAAUCUAUGCACCAGACACGGACGUAAAAUGCAGAUAUCGUACAAGAGAAAACUUCAUCCCUGGCAAGAAAGACUGGAUUGGUCUCUUUAAGGUUUGCUGGAAAACUACUGGAGAUCAUUGCACCUGGAUUUAUGCAUCAAGCAGUUUGGAAGAUACAGUCCUGUUCAAAGCUUACUAUCUGCCCAAGGAUGAUGAGUUUUACCAGUUUUGUUACGUGGACCAGAAUGGAGAGGUGCGAGGAGCCAGUGUCCCCUUUCAGUUCCGUAGCAAUAUCACAGAAGAGGAAGAUGACAUCUUGAUGGUGACAACAGAGUUGGAGAUGAUGAAAACAAAGGAAGAGUGUAUCAUACUUAAGGAGACAGUACAGAACCUGACUGAGGAGAAGUCUGCAUUGCAAGACACCAUUUCCUUACUGCAGUGCAACAACCGGACUCAGGCUGACAAGAUCCAGACACUUGAGGCAGAGAUCAACAAGCAGCAUAAGGAAAAUGUGGAAAAUCAAAUGAAAGAGCUUGAGGAGGAAAAAGCGAAGAUGAACAAAAUCAUUCAGUCUUUGGAGCUUGAUGUACAGAAGUUGCGGAGCAAAGAAGAGAAACUGAGCAAAGAACUUACGGAUACUGAGACAUUAAAAACUACAAAUAUAGAAUUAAUGGAAUGUUCCCAGAAGCUGCAAAAUCAAGUGAAGCUCCUUGAAGAAGAAAGGAAGAAGCUGGAGUCAGAGUUGUCACAGUACAUAGAUAAAGAUCAGAAAUUAUGCUCAGAAAGGAGGGAAAUGGAAAUAUUACUGGAGAAGCCUGUUGAUGAAAAGAACAAUUUGAGGAGUGAACUCGCAGCCAAGCAGGAGGCACUGGAGAUCAUGACUGCAACUUUCAAUCUAUGCAAAGAAGAGAUUAUUAAACUGAGAGCAGACCAUGAGAUGCAGGAAUGGACACUUGAGACUGAGAAGAAGCAGAAUAAGAAGAUACAGCAUUUACUGGCUGAAGAGAGAAAAAGAUGCCAGGAUCUAGCAUUCAGUAUGAAGGAGAAAAGCGCAAAACUCACAUGUGCGAAUGAGUCAAUUUCCAACUUGCAAGAUCAGCUGGCAGUGCUUCAGGUGCAAAUAAAAAAACUAGAAAAUGAGAUGAAGCAUAGAGAAAAGUUCCAAGAGUCAAGGGAGAAACAGGUGCAUUUGGGGACACUACAGAAUGAGAAGAAGCAGAAUGAAAAGUUACAGGAAUCAUUGGUUAAACAGAAUAAAGCAGCCAAGGAUGCAGAGAGGAAAAUGUGGGAACAGCUUAAAUCUACUGAAGAGGAAUUAUCUAUCAUGGAACAAAAGAUGUCUCAGCAACAGGCGCAGAUUGCCACACUGGAGAGUGAGAAGAAGCAGAAUGAAAAGUUACAGGAAUCACUGGUGAAACAGAAUAAAACAGCCGUGGACGCAGAGAGAGAAUUGCGAGAACAGCUCAAAUCCAUUGUAGAGAAGAUGUCCAAUCUGGAACAAAAGUUGUCUCAGCAGCAGAAUGAAAAUAGGAGACAGAGAGAGGCAAAUGACAUUUUAAGAAGCACAGUAGAUAUGCAGGAAUCAGAGAUCCAGGAAUUGAAAGAGAGUGAAAGGAAACAUCAGAUUGAAAGAGAUGAGCUACACUGUCAGCUGCUACAGAUAGAUAUGUUCAAUCCACACUCUCAGACCUCAGGCUUGUUAUAUGGGAACCCAUAUGAAAGAGCUAAUACAAGUUCAUCCACAGAGACUGAAGGCAUACAGCAAAGAAAUCCUUUAAUAUGUCCAAUAUGUUCUGAACAAUUCCAAGCCAAUGAAUGUCAAGUGUAUGAAGAUCAUGUGAUGUGCCAUUAAACUGAGAGCUAGUGCGUUAACAGUGAUACUGUAUAUCCUCUUGAAUCUCUGACCACACUUACCAUUAAAAAGAGUGCAGAGAUUUGGGGUAAUAAAAUCUAUACACAAUAGACUAUGUGAAACACCAAAAUGUCUUUGAUUGCUCAUAGUAAACCUGUACACUUUAAUCAAUGCAAUGGAAAUACAUUUUCUCAAUAAUU
Messenger RNA from Pseudophryne corroboree (corroboree frog), 2235 nucleotides. RefSeq names its product calcium binding and coiled-coil domain 2 (gene CALCOCO2). The record is from RefSeq and is a predicted model, not a curated record. The coding region runs from base 119 to 2035 and encodes 638 amino acids. NCBI's taxonomy places the organism in Eukaryota, Metazoa, Chordata, Amphibia, Anura, Myobatrachidae. The transcript is spliced from 22 exons.